GUGCCUACCUUCACACAUAAGCGGCAGGGCACUCCGGUCCACCAGAGCGCACAGACCUACACAUACACACACACCUAAAACACUUGUCACAUCCACAAAGCAACACACACAUUGCACACACACAUACACACACUCCCACCUACAAGGUACCCUGUGCGACCUCUCACCACUGGUCAAGUCCCAGAGUCCUCAGCAUCUCCAUCACGGCUGAAGGGACCAUUUGGAAAGCAGGAGACGAGGUGGGUUAUGAGGAUGUUAGUGCGGCUCGUGUUGGGACUUUUUGUCCUCAAAGCAGUGUCAGCCAAUCCCAGGUUUUCCCGGCAAUUGGACUUGUACGACAACGGUAACUAUGGCGUUGAGGAGGACAACUUUGAAGACACCUACGAUUAUGACGAUGGGCUGACUGUUGAUGAGUCUGAGACAGAGACUGAAACACAGAAUGAAUUGGACUAUAACUACCCACCAGAGGACUUGUACGAAGAGGAGAAAGUUGAAGAGGAGGAGGAAGCAGCAGAAGAGCAUGUAGAGGAGGAAGGAGAAGAGCAUGUAGAGGAGGAGGAAGAAGUAGUAGAGCAUGUAGAAGAAGAGGAAGAGGAGCUGCCACUAAAACCCCAACUUGUCCCGCAGGGUUCUGGGGGCUCUGGUGUUCUCAUGGGCCCAGAAACACAAAAAGGCAUGCCCGUCUGCUUGCUGUGCACUUGCCUCGGUGGUUCGGUCUACUGUGACGACAUGAAGCUGGACGGUGUUCCACCUCUGCCAAAAGACACCACUCACUUCUACGCCCGCUACAACAAAAUCACAAAGAUCAACAAGUCCGACUUCGCCAACCUGAGCAAACUGAAGAGGAUCGACCUGACUGCGAACGAGAUCACGUCCAUCGAUGACGGAGCUUUCAUGGGUCUACCUGAGCUGGAGGAGCUGAUCGUCAGAGAAAAUCACAUUCGGCAGCUGCCGGCGCUCCCAGAGACCAUGACGCUGAUCGAUGCCAGCCACAACGACGUUGACUCAAAGGGUAUUCAUAAAGAGGCCUUCAAAGACAUGACUGCGCUGUUGUACUUGUACCUAACAGACAACAACAUCGACUACAUCCCAGUGCCUUUACCAGACAGCCUGCGCUCUUUACAUCUACAGCGGAACAACAUUCAGAUGAUGCACGAAGACACCUUCUGCAACCUGAAUGACUUUAACUACAUCCGGAACGCACUGGAGGACAUCCGUCUGGAUGGCAACCCCAUCAAUCUCAGCAAGACUCCGCAGGCGUACAUCUGCCUGCCUCGUAUACCCAUCGGGAAUCUCAUUUAACCAACACAGACUUACACGUAUUUGUACAUACUGACACACAGACUUCAAAUGGGCUCACUACUCAAACCAGAUAUCAGUGUCAACUUCCUGUCAACUCACGUUGCUACAUAAAUCUGUGUGUAAACUCUGGUUUUAUUAUCAACAAAACACCACCAUUACAGCCGAGAUCCUGACAACCAUGCACAUAUGCACUGCUCUACCUUCUGCCUGAUCUUCAGACGAUUUGUCUCGAACACAGCAGCACACGUUAAAAAAUAUCAAAAGCAGACGCACGAGAAAUCCCUCAAACUUCUCCGCAACGUGACGAGAAGUUCUCUGUGUUCAGUCUUUUUACAACUCGCAUCUGAGAACCAACUGGUGACAUACUGUUUAAAUAUGUUGUAAAAAAAAUAAUAAAUGUUAAGAUUAAAGACUAAUCUAACACUUCUGACAAUGUAUACUAGAAUAAAUCUAUUGAAGCUGGAGCUUUAUGAAAGGUAAAAAUGAAUAUCCAAUACAAUAAAAGACGCAUUUAAACACAA
Molecule: messenger RNA, 1823 nt
Organism: Nematolebias whitei (Rio pearlfish)
Lineage: Eukaryota; Metazoa; Chordata; Actinopteri; Cyprinodontiformes; Rivulidae
Gene: epyc
Product: epiphycan
Exons: 7
Coding region: 247-1302 (351 amino acids)
Molecular function (GO): protein binding
Source: RefSeq, a predicted model, not a curated record